Messenger RNA from Phycodurus eques (leafy seadragon), 1278 nucleotides. RefSeq lists its product as uncharacterized. Lineage: Eukaryota; Metazoa; Chordata; Actinopteri; Syngnathiformes; Syngnathidae. The transcript has 7 exons. The coding region runs from base 508 to 1176 and encodes 222 amino acids. The record is from RefSeq and is a predicted model, not a curated record.
CAAAACAAUCUCAGCAAAUUUAAGUUUGAAGCGCCCUCACUUGCUUUUUCUUUGACUCCACAUGCAGGUCGGGUUCCAGUCCAAGUGCCAUCGGGGGACUCGGCCACCAAGAUCCUCCACCUGCUGGGCAAAGAGAAGAGUUCCACAUGAAUGUGCAGAAGGUCUCGUGCCACCAGUCCACUCAGAAGGCCUGAGUCGUUUGAAAUGAAGACUGUUCUUGUUCUAGUACUUGUUCCAGUCUACCUGAGAUGACUUUCCAGCGCUGUCCUUUCUUGAUGUGUUUUGGCUGCAGUCACGACAGCCUCUUGUUUGAAGUCAUUGGGAGCUGAGGAACAAGAUGUUGCACUCUGAGAUCCGCUGCAGCCAGGACCCUCAAGUUCUUUACCUUCUUGGUCCUGGACACUUGCAUGUUCUUCAUGUGCACGUCCACCAGGUGGUGCUGAAAGAUCCCUGGAGAACAUGAUCUCCUGAAGUCAAUUUCAAUCAAGGUGGUGGAAACCUGGAGUGAUGGUCAACUUUCUGUCCAACAUGUUGAGAGGUGACGUCAGCUUCCAGUCCAAGUGCCAUCGGGGACUCGGCCAGCAAGCUCCUCCACCUGCUGGGCGAAGAGACAAGUUCUACAUGAACGUGCGGAAGGUCUCCUGGCGAAGUCUGUACCACCGUGGAGUCUUCAGAAGACAUUUGAUACGAAGACGGUUUCUCUCGUCACGGUCAAACAGCUUCUGCCGAAGGUUGCGGUCGACUGUAAACCACAAAAAAUGCAAAUGGGGUCUGUGUCCACUUCCAUGUUCCUCGUCAUUCCGGGGCCAGCUUUCCUACAAGGUGACACGCUGCAUUCACGAUACGGAGCAGAGCUGCACACCAAAAAUGUUUUUCUUGUUGCUUCCUUUCAUCCACAAGGUGCUGAAGUCAAAUUUUGGAGAAGCGGGAGACCUUGACCCCUGGAAGGUACGUGCUUUGAAAUGUCUUCAUUCCACAAUUAGGUGUUCUUUGAUCCAGUUUUUUGUUUUUCCACAUUUCUUCCAGAGUUGCAGAGGAACACUUGUCAGCUUCCCGGUCACGCAGCCGUGCGAGUGCUCUAAGGCCCAGAAAACAAGUCGCCCGUCUUCCUCGCUGGUCCGCACACCGGUCCUCGCUCUCGUCACACUGGCCGACCACUUCACCAGGCAGCGAUGAGACGAUUGCUGAUGUCAUCAGACUUCGACUUGGUUUCCUUUGUGAUUUCAUGUCUGUUGCUUAACAUCUACUCUGCAAAAAAAUAAAAGCUGAUUACAACAC